Molecule: messenger RNA, 16196 nt
Organism: Oryctolagus cuniculus (rabbit)
Lineage: Eukaryota; Metazoa; Chordata; Mammalia; Lagomorpha; Leporidae
Gene: TENM2
Product: teneurin transmembrane protein 2
Biological process (GO): signal transduction; heterophilic cell-cell adhesion; neuron development
Cellular component (GO): membrane; neuron projection
Molecular function (GO): protein heterodimerization activity; calcium ion binding; protein homodimerization activity
Source: RefSeq, a predicted model, not a curated record
UGAAAACUAUUUAUAUCACAAACCUUUAAUCAUAUUACAUACUCAUUACAAAUUUAGAAAUGGAUAUGAAAAAUGGACCUGAAUUAUCUCAUCUAUACAAAUAACAAGGAAACAUUAAGGGUUUUUAUGAAACUUUAAAGGUCAUGCUCUUUAUUUUUUAUUUCAGAGAUUUUUUAAGUGGUUAUUUAUAGGCAAUUCUGAUAGCAGAGUUCUCUCGUGACUUCAGACAGGAGGACCAGGAGGGUGAAACAUGUUUCCUAAGAAAGCUCCUUUUGUCCAAGGAGAAAGGCUUAUUAAUCUGAGGUUACUUCUACAUUGUUUUAUCCAAAGGGCAAACAGACCUCUCAGAAGAGGUAAGUAUGUGUCGGGUUGGAAUCACCCCAUAGUGGAGACCCUGUGGAACUGAGAAAUCCUCUACCUAAGGACUAGUCCGCAAUGGGUCAACAUAGCCUAUUUGCCAACUAGCAUAUAAAUGAUUGGGGGGAAAUUCUGUUCUUCUAGAGAGAAGUUGCUAAUUCUUGCUACCAUGAGCUUCUUCUUGAUAUGAGCUAAUUUUGACAUUGACCUGAACACUCACUCGUAAACUCAAAAGAUGAGUGUGCAUACAUACACUGAAGUAAAUAAGUAAAUAGACUUUCAUACUUUUGGGUGAAAAGGCUACAAAAAACCUAAGUACCUGUUCCACUCUCAUGGCUGUGUUCUAACAACAGUUUACUAAAGGCCAAGGAAUGUGUUAGAAGUUCUUUCACAUAAUUUCUGGAUGAUAGAAUUGUAUACUCAUCAGUAAUUUUAGUACAGAUGUCAAAUAGCAUGUUUUUAUAAGCACAUUCUAGGUACAGGGUAGUACUCAAAGGAUUAGCAACACAUUUUAUGCCAAAAUAAAGACACUUGGCUUUUGCAACAUUCACGACACUUGAAAUCUCUCUGAUGAAAUAGGAAAUGAAUCCAGUAAAAAUGACCUGCUAAUAGUAGGAGGAUAACAGUUGACCAUCCCGUAAGAGAUAUCCAAAGGUAAGACAAGAUUAACUGGAAAAGUAUGUAUAAUAAAUAUUCCUGGCAAUGGGUGCUGUGAAAUUUGAGAAAAAGCAUUUACCAUCAGCAAAUGUAAUCUAGAAAGGAUCAUUAAGGAGAAGAGAGUUUUUAUAUUGAAUGAAGGGUGGUGUACAAAUAUUUAACAAAACAAAUUCUGCACAAAAGAGAACAUCUGAUUGUGUCAGAGUGAGACUUCUGUUUGGAUACAUGCAAACAUGGGAAUUUUGAAAGCUCAUUAGAAAUAGACAAAUUUAGACAAAAUUUUGGGGGUAAGAACUCCAUUCAUUAUUCACAUUCACUUAUCACACACAUAAAUAUUAAGUACUCAUCGUAUGUUAAGUGCUGGUCUGAGCCAGCAGCAAACCACAACAAAAAUAUCCUGACUUCAUGAAGUUUAUAGGAAUAUUGCAAGACAGGUACAAAACAGUGCUAACUUGAUAUCAGUAAUUAUCCUCUGGUGUGUUUUUCUCCUUAGUUCUGUUGCUUUACACUUGCGCACAGAUGGGCAGAGACCCUGGUAUGAACAGGGUCUUCAAAAAGUUUGUGAAAAAUAUACAUUAUGAGACAGCAGCAUGGAUAUUUUAAAAAUUUUUGUUCACAAAAAUGAACAUCUUUCAUUUCAAUUUUUCAUGAAUUUUUGGAGUGCAGUUAUAUGUAUUUCAAAUGAAAGCAUUUCUUCAACUUGUUGAAAAUCAUGACUCUGUACAUAGAAACACAGGAAAUCAGUUGACUGCAUUUUUUUCCAUUGUUCCAAAUUGUUUAAGCAUUAUAUACACUACACUAAGGAAAAAAUAAAUGAAAACAUAAUUAUUAUAUUUAUGUGACAAGCAAGAAUGAAAGGUGACUGAACACUGUGGGUGUUGGAGUAUUAUUUCUGCCUUUCUGUGUAACCUUCAGUAUGUUACUUUGAGAUCAUAACCUCCCCUUCCUAUACAUUGAAUGGUCAGCCAAAGGGCUCAUCUUCAAGCAGAAUAUAAAUGCCAAGUAUGAGGAACCAAAUUGAUGAGUGUCACUUUCCUAUACUUUUUUUUUUCCACAUAGGGACCUUCAUUCAUUUCUAUCUGCAUGGCUCAUUCAUAUGUAAUGUUUGUCUUUUAUAUUAUUUUGUAUAAUUAUGAUGGCUUUCAUAGAAAGGAUGAUGAAAUCACUUCCUCAAAAAACAGUGUCACUGAAUUUCAAUGUGAUGAAAAAUUUUCAUCCCCAAGAGCACAGAUGAUGAAGCAGUCAACAAACAUCUACGGAGUAAGCAAAGAUUCUUUGUUAAAUACGUGUGGAAGGUCCUGAAUAAGUAGAGAUCUGGACACGUUAAUGUUGCUCUCAUUCAUUUAAUAGUACAGUUGGAAAGUGGGGCACACCCCUCAAAACACAAAUCAUAGCAAACCAACAUAGGAUGAGCUAAGUUAUAAAUAGUUGGUAUGCAUGACAACAAUGAAACAGUAGAAAAGUAAGGGUUUACACCCUAGCUUUGCCAUUUCUUCCUUGUGCCACAUUGAGUAGGUUGGUUUUAUAAACCUCAGUUUCAUCUUCUGCAGAAUGGUUCCAAUAGCAGCUAUUGGGUGGAUUGUUCUGAGGUAUAGAAAUUAGAAGUAAUAAUAAGUCUCUUUCAUUUAAGAAGCACUGUAUUAUUACUGAAUUUUUUUUAUCUUGUAGGCACUAGCUGUUUAAUAAGGUUUGUGCUAAUGGGCAACAUGUAUUAGCUAAUGGAGGACUCAGAAUAUUUUUUUAGAGGAGGAGAAUAAGGUUUAUAGAGGAGAGGGAUUUGACCAGUCUUUUGCAAUUAGGAAGCAGACUUCGGAGUCAGGACUUGGACUUAGGACCAACCCAAAGCCAAGAUAUGACACACUGCAUCUCCUGGUGUACUUGGAUACCUACUGUGAAUAAAAUGAUUUCAUUGCUGUAAACCAGAGGUCAAGGAUGCCUUCCUUUGUGGAGGACAUGUAACUGGCUCUGGUCUUAGAUGAGGAGAUUGGAAUUAAAUAGGUUGUGAUGAAGGAGAAGAGGUUGUUGUAACGAGAACAAGGAAGGCACGGGAGGCUCUGGAGGGCAUGCAUAUGGAUCAGGCUGCAGAGCAGUAAGCACUUGGGCAGGAAUGAGGGCGCGGGUGUUUUCAUGGACAGGUGGCUGUCAAACCUCAGAGGUGACUGAAUGUGAGGCAGAGAAAUCUCCUCUUGAUUCUCUAAGGAACUGUGAGCCUUUGAUGAUUUUUAAGCCAAUACAUAAGAUAAUGAAAAAAACUGACUUUCAAUUGAGCAAUCAAUAACUAUUGGGAAUGGAUGGCAUUUAGAGUGGCAUUUUAAGAAGGUUAUUCUGACUUGUGAAGAAUGAAUUGGAGAAGAAAACUUCUUAAAAUGGUUGUUUUCAGUUGUGUGUCUGUCAUGACAGCUGGGAUAAGUGUCACAACUAACAAAGCGCUAAUAGUAAAGGAUUGGUUUGCCACAAAUUAGCUGCUUUAUACAUUAGAGCAGAUUCAAGGUCAUUCCUGGAACAAUGUCAUUCUCCUUCACUCAGAUUCCAAGUGCUUUCUUGAGAGCAGAGCAAAGACUGAAGGGUGAUGAUCUGGUGCUCUAACGGCGGGACCCUAGCAGUGUUCCCAGGCGUGGCUGCUACAUUUCACUCCCCUUGUGUUUCAGCAAUGAAACACGUGGAGAAGUGCUGUAUUAAAAGGCUUGUCAGAGUAGUCCAGGCAAAAUUCACCGAUCAAGAGGUGUCUGGGGUCUGGAAAUGUUAACUUGAAGAGAUAAGGUUAGUUGAAUUAUUAGGAAGAAAGGAAAGAGAUAAGCCAAAGAAUGAUUCAGAGAUUUUUACAUUUGACACUGGCAAGGGAAUCUAGAGGAAGACCUUGCUUUGAGGCCUGGUGCAUGGGUGUGGUCAUGAACUUGAGAUUUAAGCUUGUCACCCAGUGGAAGACCCAGAGGGCAAUAGGAAUGACUGGAGCUUCUCAGGAAGGUCAAAGUGGAAAGUUUUGUGAGUCAUGCACGUUGAGAUGAUGAAAUAUUGUCUAUGUUACUUAUUUAACUAUUUUUAAAGAAGCUGUUGAGUGGAUUUUGUAAUAAUAGGGGUUAGCUUUCAUAAAGAACUUGCAUUGUGCUGGGAACAGAACUCACAACGGCACACACAUCAUUUAUUUCUCAUGCCAGCCAACUGAGCAAGUAGUAUUAUGCCCAUUCUGAGAAAUCAGCUAUAGAGAGGCAAAAUAAUGUGGUCAAGGUCACACAGCAAUCAGAUGAGAGCAGAGAUUCAGUCCUAGGCAACCUGAUUCCAAAUAUCAAGCACCUGCUAGCCCAGAAUAUAAGCAUAUGAACAUAAGGCUCUUCAACAGAGAAGUCAGUCAUUUGAAAGUCAGGUCAUAUUAACUUGGUUUGAACCACUUUUGACACAAAAGUAUAAGGAAAUAUCCCCUUCAAUCAAGCUAUCUUAAGAAUAAAUCAUAUAUAUCGAACUAAAAAUAUUAUCCAUUUAGGCUACCGACCUCCUCACUAAGAAAGUGAAGAAUAAGUGAAAACACUGAUAGCCAUUUACAGCUUUUUUGUGGAAAAAAAAUCUCCCUUUCUGUCCGGCCUUGAUUUCUUUUUCUUUCAUGGACUCUGUUUUGCUGAUCUUGUUCAAUAAGCCCCAGGCCUCCUCCCCUGCUUUUAUGGCAUGGAAAUAGUUGCAUGCUUGUAAGUGGGUCUUUAUUUUUAUUGGCAGAAAAUUCUCAAUCCACUUAUUCCCUUGUAUAAAGUUAAUUUUAACUAUAGAACCUGUAUCAAUAAUGUCAUUUAAAAGAGGCUGCUUCCAAUACACUGUGUGAAAUGUCUACAGAGAAUUCUAGAUUUAAUAGGCAGGACUUCUCUCGUAGCUCAUCAGGCCUUGCAGCUUCCUUUCCCGUCUACAUCUGAGCACUCUCUGUUCUCUGGCCAGCUGCCUUCUGUUCAGCCCCUGUGUGUUCUCCAUUCUCUGCUCUGCCUUAAUGACAAGCAAAAUUUCUUCAUGGGUAUAUUGGUAGUGGUGGUGGUAGGGGGUUACUUCUUUGUGUCCAAGAAAACAACAACAACAACAAACCAAAUCCUUCUAUUGGCAAACGAUGAAAAGUCUGACACUUGGAGUUUAACGAGAUUAAGCAAUCCCUCUUUGGAUACAGCAUUGUGGCCAUGGCAGGAGAGGGUGUGUUAUUCUUAGACCAAAUCUCAUUGUACAUCUAGUGGCUUACACAGGAAACCCAAAACAUAAGAAGCCAAGCAUCCAUAGAUCUCUUGUAGUUGAAACGGUCAAGUGUUUUGGCUUGUUGCUUGGUUGACAUUUUUUGUACUUUUUCCAAAAUGGUAAGUGUGGAAUUUAUCUUCUAAUAUUGGCAUUCGUUCAUUUCAAAGAGAUAGUCAAAAGCUUUGGUGUCUUCUCUUCCUGCUGGCUUAUUACUGGUCUAGUUCAGGUUACCAUGGAAAGCACGCAGUUAUUUUUACCAAUAACUUACACCAAAUACUUGACCUUGGAAUCGGCAAUUUGCAUCCUUAUAAAAGAAGUUACCUGGGGAAUUUAACUGUGUAAUCCCAGCCCCCAAGUGGCAGGAGAUGAGUAGAGAUGGAACAAAGUUGGUGAGACACCUUUUAAAACCUUUUGAAUUGGGAAAUCAUUUCUUUUUGACUUCAUUUUAAAAAUGGAGCCUACUUUAUGGUGGUAUGAAAAAGCAGAAAGAUGCAGUAGAAGGCUGUAGGAAUCGUGACUCAAAAACUCGGCUCCAGGACUCAAGAAAGCAAUCUUGUAGUCACAUUGAGAGGGAAGCCAGAAAGAAUCCAGGUUUCCACUUUCCCAUUAGCUUUUUUACCCAACACCUUCCUUCAAACCUCAUGUCUUCCCUUUUAUUUUGUCUUUACUGAUAAAACUAAUAUUGAAAAAUACCUUUUCAACUUGAACUCCGAAACAUAGGUUUUGCUGCAAGUGCUAAUGUUUUGGUGUGGGUUUUUUUUUUUUUUUUUGAGACAAUUAUCAAGACGAAGCAUUUGUUUCUUCUUUUGUUUACCCGUGGCAGUUUGUCAGCAGUUAUGAUAAGUAGAGUUCCAUCUGCCAGUAAAACUACAUUGCAAAUUGCCGUAGAAAUUAGCAGCUUUCAUUUUUGCCUACAUAAAUAAAUAUGCGAAAUAAAUUGCACAUAAAUGCAUCCUAAAAAAUCACAGGUACACCGCACAGUUAAAUGCCAAUCAGACAAAACCGGAGACACGUUGCGAUUAUCUCAGUUUUCAAACCUGCAAGAAACACGAAUGUGUUUCUAAAUGAGAGAGGCAGUGUAUCAUGCUCGCUGAGAGAAAAACAGAAGCUGCCAGACUCUGCUCUGUGGCUGUAUUCUGAGAAUCCUUUGCCUGAAACUGCUCUAUCUUUCCUCUGUCCUCUCUCUCUCCCUUCUCUGUCUCCCUCUCUCCCUCUCCUCCCCGUCUCUUCCUCUCUCCUUCUCCUCCCUCUCUCCCUCUCUCUCUCCAUCUCUCCCUCUCUCCUCGCUGCCUUUCCCUUGUUCAUUGUUCUGUCUCUGCUCCUGCCUUUGAUGCACAUACGUUGUCACAUUCCAUUGACUCUCCUCUCUUCUCUGUUCUUACACUCAAGCCUAGCGGUGCUUUCGCCAGGCAGCAGCAGCCUCUCCUGCGAGUUUUGGUCAUGUGUGCAGCUCAGUUUGAUCGAGCGUUCCUUUUCUGCCUUUUCACUCUUACAAAAGAUUAAAAGGUGGCGUCACAUUGCUCCCCAGUUCCUUCCCGCAGGAGGGACUUAAAAGGGACAACAAAAACUAAUCACUUUCAAUAAGCAUUUUCUUGGUGGAAAAAAAAAAGGAAAGAAAAAAAAGAAAAAAACGAGGGGGGGGGGGUGGACUUAGCAGUGUAAUUUGAGACCGGUGGUGAGGAUUGGAGCGAGCGAGAGAUGCUGCACGCUGCUAACAAGGGAAGGAAGCCUUCAGCUGAGGCAGGUCGUCCCAUUCCACCUACAUCCUCGUCUAGCCUCCUCCCAUCUGCUCAGCUGCCUAGCUCCCAUAAUCCUCCACCAGUUAGCUGCCAGAUGCCAUUGCUAGACAGCAACACCUCCCAUCAAAUCAUGGAUACCAACCCCGAUGAGGAAUUCUCCCCCAAUUCAUACCUGCUCAGAGCAUGCUCAGGGCCCCAGCAAGCCUCCAGCAGUGGCCCUCCAAACCACCACAGCCAGUCCACGCUGAGGCCCCCUCUGCCACCCCCUCAUAACCACACACUGUCCCAUCACCACUCGUCGGCCAACUCCCUCAACAGGAACUCUCUGACCAAUCGGCGGAGUCAGAUCCACGCCCCAGCUCCAGCACCCAAUGACCUGGCCACCACACCGGAGUCCGUUCAGCUUCAGGACAGCUGGGUGCUAAACAGCAACGUGCCGCUGGAGACCCGGCACUUCCUCUUUAAGACGUCCUCGGGAAGCACUCCGCUGUUCAGCAGCUCCUCUCCAGGGUACCCUUUGACCUCAGGAACCGUGUACACGCCGCCACCACGCCUGCUGCCCAGGAAUACCUUCUCCAGGAAGGCCUUCAAGCUGAAGAAGCCUUCCAAAUACUGCAGCUGGAAAUGCGCCGCCCUGUCCGCCAUAGCCGCGGCCCUGCUCUUGGCGAUCCUGCUGGCCUAUUUCAUCGCAAUGCAUCUGCUCGGACUCAAUUGGCAACUGCAGCCGGCAGAUGGACACACCUUUAACAAUGGGAUAAGGACCGGCUUACCAGGAAACGAUGAUGUGGCAACAAUGCCAUCUGGAGGCAAAGUGCCCUGGUCAUUGAAAAACAGCAGCAUAGACAGUGGCGAAGCAGAAGUUGGUCGUCGAGUGACUCAAGAGGUCCCACCAGGGGUGUUUUGGAGAUCACAGAUUCACAUCAGCCAGCCUCAGUUCUUAAAGUUCAACAUCUCCCUCGGGAAGGAUGCUCUCUUUGGUGUCUACAUAAGAAGGGGACUGCCACCAUCUCAUGCCCAGUAUGACUUCAUGGAGCGUUUGGAUGGAAAGGAGAAGUGGAGCGUGGUGGAGUCGCCCAGGGAGCGCCGGAGCAUCCAGACCCUGGUUCAAAACGAAGCUGUGUUUGUGCAGUACCUGGACGUGGGCCUGUGGCACCUGGCCUUCUACAAUGAUGGCAAAGACAAAGAGAUGGUUUCCUUCAACACCGUUGUUCUAGAUUCGGUGCAGGACUGUCCACGCAACUGCCAUGGGAAUGGCGAAUGUGUGUCCGGGAUGUGUCACUGUUUCCCAGGGUUUCUAGGAGCAGACUGUUCUAAAGCCGCCUGCCCCGUCCUGUGCAGCGGGAAUGGACAGUACUCUAAGGGGACGUGCCAGUGCUACAGCGGCUGGAAAGGCGCCGAGUGCGACGUGCCCAUGAAUCAGUGCAUCGAUCCUUCCUGCGGGGGCCACGGCUCCUGCAUUGACGGGAACUGUGUCUGCUCUGCUGGCUACAAAGGCGAGCACUGUGAGGAAGUUGAUUGCCUGGAUCCCACCUGCUCAAGCCAUGGGGUCUGUGUGAAUGGAGAAUGCCUUUGCAGCCCUGGCUGGGGUGGUCUCAACUGUGAGUUGGCAAGAGUCCAGUGCCCUGACCAGUGCAGUGGGCAUGGCACUUACCUGCCCGACACAGGCCUCUGCAGCUGCGAUCCCAACUGGAUAGGCCCCGACUGCUCCGUUGAAGUGUGCUCAGUAGACUGUGGCACUCACGGCGUCUGCAUCGGGGGAGCCUGCCGCUGUGAAGAGGGCUGGACAGGUGCAGCUUGUGACCAGCGCGUGUGCCACCCCCGCUGCAUUGAGCACGGGACCUGUAAAGAUGGCAAAUGUGAAUGCCGAGAGGGCUGGAAUGGUGAACACUGCACCAUUGGUAGGCAAACGGCAGGCACCGAAACAGAUGGCUGCCCUGAUCUGUGCAACGGUAACGGGAGAUGCACACUGGGUCAGAACAGCUGGCAGUGUGUCUGCCAGACCGGCUGGAGAGGGCCCGGAUGCAACGUUGCCAUGGAGACCUCCUGUGCUGAUAACAAGGAUAAUGAGGGAGAUGGCCUGGUGGAUUGCCUGGACCCUGACUGCUGCCUGCAGUCGGCCUGUCAGAACAGCCUGCUCUGCCGGGGGUCCCGGGACCCCUUGGACAUCAUCCAGCAGGGCCAGACCGACUGGCCUGCAGUGAAGUCCUUCUACGACCGCAUCAAGCUCCUGGCAGGCAAGGACAGCACCCACAUCAUCCCUGGAGACAACCCCUUCAACAGCAGCUUGGUUUCUCUCAUCCGAGGUCAAGUGGUAACUACAGAUGGGACUCCCCUGGUUGGUGUGAAUGUGUCAUUUGUCAAGUACCCAAAAUAUGGCUACACUAUCACCCGGCAGGAUGGCACGUUUGACCUGAUUGCCAAUGGCGGUGCCUCCUUGACUCUGCACUUUGAGCGAGCCCCGUUCAUGAGCCAGGAGCGCACCGUGUGGCUGCCAUGGAACAGUUUCUACGCCAUGGACACCCUGGUGAUGAAGACGGAGGAGAACUCCAUCCCCAGCUGUGACCUCAGUGGCUUUGUCCGCCCCGAUCCAAUCAUCAUCUCCUCCCCGCUGUCCACCUUCUUCAGUGCUGCCCCUGCACAGAAUCCCAUCGUGCCCGAGACCCAGGUUCUUCAUGAAGAAAUUGAGCUCCCUGGCUCCAACGUCAAGCUGCGCUAUCUGAGCUCCAGAACUGCAGGGUACAAGUCACUGCUGAAGAUCACCAUGACCCAGUCCACGGUGCCCUUGAACCUCAUCCGAGUUCACCUGAUGGUUGCUGUAGAAGGACAUCUCUUCCAGAAGUCAUUCCAGGCUUCUCCCAACCUGGCCUACACCUUCAUCUGGGACAAGACAGACGCCUAUGGCCAAAGGGUGUAUGGGCUCUCAGAUGCUGUUGUGUCUGUCGGGUUUGAGUACGAGACUUGCCCCAGCCUCAUCCUGUGGGAGAAAAGAACAGCCCUUCUUCAAGGAUUUGAGCUGGACCCUUCCAACCUCGGUGGCUGGUCCCUGGACAGACACCACAUCCUCAAUGUCAAAAGUGGAAUCCUACACAAAGGCACUGGGGAAAACCAGUUUCUGACCCAGCAGCCCGCCAUUAUCACCAGCAUCAUGGGCAACGGCCGCCGCCGAAGCAUCUCCUGUCCCAGCUGCAAUGGCCUUGCUGAAGGCAACAAGCUGCUGGCCCCAGUGGCUCUGGCUGUCGGAGUCGACGGGAGCCUCUUUGUCGGUGACUUCAAUUACAUCCGGCGCAUCUUUCCCUCUCGAAAUGUGACCAGCAUCUUGGAGUUACGAAAUAAAGAGUUUAAACAUAGCAACAACCCAGCGCAUAAGUACUACUUGGCUGUGGACCCCGUGUCUGGCUCGCUCUACGUCUCUGACACCAACAGUCGCCGCAUCUACCGUGUCAAGUCUCUGAGUGGAGCCAAAGACUUGGCUGGGAAUUCGGAAGUCGUGGCAGGGACCGGCGAGCAGUGUCUGCCCUUCGAUGAAGCCCGUUGCGGGGACGGAGGGAAGGCCGUGGACGCGACCCUGAUGAGCCCGCGAGGGAUCGCAGUCGACAAGAAUGGACUCAUGUACUUCGUCGAUGCCACUAUGAUCCGGAAGGUUGACCAGAACGGAAUCAUCUCCACCCUGCUGGGCUCCAACGACCUCACCGCUGUCCGGCCACUGAGCUGUGACUCUAGCAUGGACGUAGCCCAGGUUCGCCUGGAAUGGCCGACAGACCUUGCUGUCAACCCCAUGGAUAACUCCUUGUAUGUUCUAGAGAACAAUGUCAUCCUACGCAUCACUGAGAACCACCAAGUCAGCAUCAUUGCAGGACGCCCCAUGCACUGCCAGGUGCCUGGCAUUGACUACUCGCUCAGCAAACUAGCCAUUCACUCUGCUCUGGAGUCAGCCAGUGCUAUUGCCAUUUCUCACACUGGGGUCCUGUAUAUCACUGAGACGGAUGAGAAGAAGAUUAACCGCCUGCGCCAGGUAACAACCAAUGGGGAGAUCUGCCUUUUAGCUGGGGCAGCCUCAGACUGCGACUGCAAAAACGAUGUCAAUUGCAACUGCUACUCAGGAGACGAUGCCUACGCCACUGACGCCAUCUUGAAUUCCCCAUCAUCCUUAGCUGUAGCUCCCGACGGCACCAUCUACAUCGCAGACCUCGGCAAUAUUCGGAUCAGGGCAGUCAGCAAGAACAAGCCCGUUCUUAAUGCCUUCAACCAAUACGAGGCUGCGUCCCCCGGAGAGCAGGAGUUGUAUGUCUUCAAUGCUGAUGGCAUCCACCAGUACACUGUGAGCCUGGUGACAGGGGAGUACUUAUACAAUUUCACGUAUAGUGCUGACAACGAUGUCACUGAGCUGAUUGACAAUAAUGGAAACUCUCUGAAGAUCCGUCGGGACAGCAGUGGCAUGCCCCGCCACCUGCUCAUGCCCGACAACCAGAUCAUCACCCUCACCGUUGGCACCAAUGGGGGCCUCAAAGUUGUGUCCACACAAAACCUGGAACUUGGCCUCAUGACCUAUGAUGGGAACACUGGGCUCCUAGCCACCAAGAGUGAUGAAACAGGAUGGACUACUUUCUAUGACUAUGACCAUGAGGGCCGCCUCACCAACGUGACCCGCCCCACGGGGGUGGUGACCAGUCUGCACCGGGAAAUGGAGAAAUCCAUCACCAUUGACAUUGAGAACUCCAACCGCGAUGAUGAUGUCACGGUCAUUACCAACCUGUCUUCGGUGGAGGCCUCCUACACAGUGGUACAAGAUCAAGUGCGGAACAGCUACCAGCUUUGUAACAAUGGUACCCUGAGGGUGAUGUACGCGAAUGGCAUGGGUGUCAGCUUCCACAGCGAACCCCACGUCCUAGCAGGCACCAUCACCCCCACCAUCGGGCGCUGCAACAUCUCCCUCCCCAUGGAGAACGGCUUGAACUCCAUUGAGUGGCGCUUACGAAAGGAACAGAUCAAAGGCAAAGUCACCAUCUUCGGCAGGAAGCUCCGGGUCCAUGGAAGAAACCUCUUGUCCAUCGACUAUGACCGGAAUAUUCGGACAGAAAAGAUCUACGACGACCACCGGAAGUUCACCCUGAGGAUCAUCUACGACCAGGUGGGCCGCCCCUUCCUCUGGCUGCCCAGCAGCGGGCUGGCGGCUGUCAACGUCUCCUACUUCUUCAACGGGCGCCUGGCUGGCCUGCAGCGGGGAGCCAUGAGCGAGAGGACCGACAUCGACAAGCAGGGCCGCAUCGUGUCCCGCAUGUUUGCCGACGGCAAAGUGUGGAGCUACUCCUAUCUGGACAAGUCCAUGGUCCUCCUGCUCCAGAGCCAGCGUCAGUAUGUGUUUGAGUAUGACUCCUCUGAACGUCUCCAUGCUGUCACCAUGCCCAGUGUCGCCCGGCACAGCAUGUCCACACACACCUCCAUCGGCUACAUCCGCAACAUCUAUAACCCUCCCGAAAGCAAUGCAUCCGUCAUCUUCGACUACAGUGACGACGGCCGCAUCCUGAAGACAUCCUUCCUGGGCACCGGGCGCCAGGUGUUCUACAAGUAUGGGAAGCUCUCCAAGUUAUCGGAGAUUGUCUACGACAGUACCGCUGUCACCUUCGGGUAUGACGAGACCACCGGUGUUUUGAAGAUGGUCAACCUCCAGAGCGGGGGCUUCUCCUGCACCAUCAGGUACCGGAAGAUCGGGCCCCUCGUGGACAAGCAGAUCUACAGGUUCUCUGAGGAAGGCAUGGUCAAUGCCAGGUUUGACUACACAUAUCAUGACAACAGCUUCCGGAUUGCAAGCAUCAAGCCCGUGAUAAGUGAAACGCCCCUUCCCGUUGACCUCUACCGCUAUGAUGAGAUUUCUGGCAAGGUGGAACACUUCGGCAAGUUUGGAGUCAUCUAUUAUGACAUCAACCAGAUCAUCACCACCGCCGUGAUGACCCUCAGCAAGCACUUUGACACCCACGGGCGCAUCAAGGAAGUCCAGUAUGAGAUGUUCCGGUCCCUUAUGUACUGGAUGACCGUGCAGUAUGACAGCAUGGGCAGAGUGAUCAAGAGGGAACUCAAACUGGGACCCUAUGCCAACACCACGAAGUAUACCUAUGACUACGAUGGGGAUGGGCAGCUCCAGAGCGUGGCUGUGAAUGACCGCCCAACCUGGCGCUACAGCUAUGACCUCAACGGGAACCUCCACUUGCUGAACCCAGGCAAUAGUGUGCGGCUCAUGCCCUUACGCUAUGACCUCCGGGAUCGGAUAACCAGACUUGGAGAUGUGCAGUACAAAAUUGACGACGACGGCUAUCUGUGCCAGCGAGGGUCCGACAUCUUUGAGUACAAUUCCAAGGGCCUCCUAACAAGAGCCUACAACAAGGCCAGUGGGUGGAGUGUCCAGUACCGCUAUGAUGGUGUGGGACGGCGGGCUUCCUACAAGACCAACCUGGGCCACCACCUGCAGUACUUCUACUCUGACCUCCACAAUCCGACUCGCAUCACCCACGUCUACAAUCACUCCAACUCAGAGAUUACCUCACUCUACUACGACCUCCAAGGCCACCUCUUUGCCAUGGAGAGCAGCAGUGGAGAGGAGUACUAUGUUGCCUCAGAUAACACAGGGACGCCCCUGGCUGUGUUCAGCAUCAAUGGUCUCAUGAUCAAACAGUUGCAGUACACAGCCUAUGGGGAGAUUUACUAUGACUCCAACCCCGACUUCCAGAUGGUCAUUGGCUUCCAUGGGGGACUGUAUGACCCCCUAACCAAGCUAGUCCACUUCACUCAGCGUGAUUACGAUGUGCUGGCAGGACGAUGGACCUCGCCAGACUACACCAUGUUGAAAAAUGUGGGCAAGGAGCCAGCCCCUUUCAAUCUGUACAUGUUCAAGAGCAACAACCCGCUAAGCAAUGAGCUGGAUUUGAAGAACUAUGUGACAGAUGUGAAAAGCUGGCUUGUGAUGUUUGGAUUUCAGCUUAGCAACAUAAUUCCUGGCUUCCCAAGAGCCAAAAUGUAUUUCGUGCCUCCUCCCUAUGAACUGUCAGAGAGUCAAGCGAGUGAAAAUGGCCAGCUCAUCACAGGUGUCCAGCAGACCACAGAGAGACAUAACCAGGCCUUCCUGGCUCUGGAAGGGCAGGUCAUUUCCAAAAAGCUCCACGCCAGCAUCCGCGAGAAGGCAGGCCACUGGUUUGCCACGACCACGCCCAUCAUCGGCAAGGGCAUCAUGUUUGCCAUUAAGGAAGGGCGGGUGACCACGGGCGUGUCCAGCAUCGCCAGCGAGGACAGCCGCAAGGUGGCGUCGGUGCUCAACAACGCUUACUACCUGGACAAGAUGCACUACAGCAUCGAGGGCAAGGACACCCACUACUUUGUGAAGAUCGGCGCGGCCGACAGCGACCUGGUCACGCUGGGCACCACCAUUGGCCGCAAGGUACUGGAGAGCGGGGUGAACGUGACCGUGUCGCAGCCCACACUGCUGGUCAAUGGCAGGACUCGAAGGUUCACCAACAUUGAAUUCCAGUACUCCACGCUUCUGCUCAGCAUCCGCUACGGCCUCACCCCCGACACCCUGGACGAAGAGAAGGCCCGCGUCCUGGACCAGGCGAGACAGAGGGCCCUGGGCACGGCCUGGGCCAAGGAGCAGCAGAAAGCCCGGGAUGGGAGAGAGGGCAGUCGCCUGUGGACUGAGGGCGAGAAGCAGCAGCUGCUGAGCACGGGCCGCGUGCAAGGGUACGAGGGGUAUUACGUGCUGCCCGUGGAGCAGUACCCCGAGCUGGCGGACAGCAGCAGCAACAUCCAGUUUUUAAGACAGAAUGAGAUGGGAAAGAGGUAACAAAAUAACCUGCUGCCAUCCCGUGUCUGGAUGGCUGGGCGGGAGUAACUGUUAUCUCCUCUCCUAAGGAGAUGAAGAUGUAACAGAGGCCUGAAGCCCGGCUGCUUCGGGAAACCAACCAAGUGGCAAGAAAGCUCACAUUUUCUGAGUUCAAAUGCUACUGUCCAAGCGCGAAGUCCCUCAUCCCGAAGUAGACGAGAGCCCAGCUGAAAAUUCUGCGGACAACAAAACAAACGAAUGAAUGAACAAACACACACAUGCGCGCACACGCACACACACACACACACACAUAUAUGAUGUUCCAAGACCCCCCCCCACUUCCCCUUUCCCCUAAGACCCACUUGUCCUGGGUCUGACACAGAAAGGAGACACCAAAAUGUCCGAGAGGAACAAAACGGACACAACAAGCAAAAGCAGGAAACCAACCAACAAGAACAACCACCGAGCAGCCCACCCACAGAAACCCAGAAGGAAUGAAGACAAGGAACGAUCUUACCUCACUCAUUCACACGGGAGCGACGCGGACACACCCACAGGGGCCGGCGUCGGCAGACCAGCGGAGGACGGCCAAGCAGACUGCUUGUGGGACAAAGACUUCAGACGUUUUCGUUUAGGCAAAUACAGGUGCAUUUGAAAACACGACUUUGGGGGUGAUUUGUGUGUAGCGCCUGGGGAGGGGGGGGGGUCAAGUGGAGGAGUGAGCACUGGAAAUAACUUUUUCAAGAAAAAAAAAAAACACAAGGAAAAAAAAAAAAAACAAGCAAUCCAUAUCAGAAAUCAAAGCGAAGUAAUACCGUCCAGCACUUACUUACCUCUCAGGACCUCACUUAGCCUGAGCUAAUUUAUUUGAGCGCAAAGUGUAAAAUUUAAUUCAAAUCGGUGGCUGUACUCACUACAGAUAAAUCUCAUACUCUCUUGUCUUUGGAGAAUUCCAUUGUGGACAGUAAUACGCAGUUACAGGGUGUAGUCUGUUUAGAUUCCGUAGUUCGUGGGUGCCAGUUACGGUAGAGGUGUGGCAUUGUGACACUUUCGCUAACAGGUACCACUUCCGAUCACCCUGUACAUACAUGAGCCGCAAGGCGCAAUCACUGUUUCCGAUUUAAAAUUCUUAGUGUGUUUGUUUGGUCCAGAAACUGAGACAAUCACCUGACAGUCGCCACGAGGAGAGAAAAUAAAAGUUUAAAAAAAAAUAAAAAAAAAAUUAAAAAUGGAAAAAAAAAAGAAAACAAAAAAAGUCUAAUAAGAACUUUGGUACAGGAACUUUUUUGUAAUAUACAUGUAUGAAUUGUUCAUCGAGUUUUUAUAUUAAUUUUAAUUUGCUGCUAAGCAAAGACUAGGGACAGGCAAAGAUAAUUUAUGGCAAAGUGUUUAAAUUGUUUAUACAUAAAUAAAGUCUCUAAAACUCCUGUGGACAA